AUGGACUUUGCGGCAAAGGGCGCUGUGGCGCUAUCAGAGAAAGACUUCCUCGCAGCAUUGACAUUCUACACCAAAGCCUUGAUCGACCAUCCUUCCUCACCAGACUACUUCACGCAGCGGUCCGUCGCCUUCAGCCGUCUCUCCCCGCCACGCCAUGACCUCGCGCUCAGAGACGCAGAGUAUGCCGUCUUAUUGGGCCAGAAACGUGCGAAGAGAGAGAAGAUCCAAGCGGCGCAGCAGAGAAGAGUCGUCGCUCUCCACGGUCUCGGACGGUACGCCGACGCCAAAGCCAUUCUAGAGACGACCGAGAGGUGGAGACCGCAGGACAGCAAGCCAGCAAAGAUGGAGUGGGACAUGUGGAUGGCUAGGAUCGAGAACAAGCUGAAGGGUGUCCCUGAGUCGGAGCGAGUGUCGAUGGAGAAGGAAUACCCUGCGAUCGAGCUGCCGAGCGAGACCAAGGUGAAGGCGUGGCUACAGUCCCAGCUCAAGUCAGACGGCUCGUUCAAAUUUGAAGGCGACGCCGAAUCCGAGUCCAAGUCCAAGGAGACAGAAUCUGCCUCAGCCGGUACAGCGGGCUCUACAAACGGCACCAACGGCAGCGGCAGCGGCAGCGCGAGAUCAGCCGAGCCCCAGACCGCAGUUCCCUGGAUCCCGACCAAGAUCCGCCAUGAAUGGUAUCAGUCGCCCCAGACCGUGACGAUAACGCUCUACGUCAAGGCUGUCCCAAAAGACAAAUGCGAGAUCGACAUCCAAGAAGGCUCGGUGCACAUCUCCUUCCCUCUCCCGUCGAAUCCAUCGUCGACCUACUCCUUCGUCCUCGACCCGCUGUUCGCCCUGAUCGACCCAUCGCAAAGCAAGGCCGCGGUGCUGUCCACGAAGGUGGAACUCACGCUGAAGAAAGCGCAGCCCGGCCAGAAAUGGCACAACCUGGAGGGCACCGCUCCCUUGAAGCCGUCCGCGUCAGAUACAACUAUGCGAGAUGCCGACCACGCAGCCAGAUCAGCCGUGAUGAGUACCCUCGCAAACAAACCAUCUGCGCAGGCGCCCUCAUCAACGACACCCAAAGAAACAGCCCCGGCAUACCCUACAUCGUCCCGCACGGGCCCCAAGAACUGGGACAAACUCGCCGACGAUCUGGUAGCGAAGACGAAAGCGAAAGGAAAGGGGAAAACGAACACGCAGGCAAAGGGAAAAGACGAAUCAAACCAGAACCCCAACCCCGAGCAAUCGACGUCAUCUAAGGAAAAGACAAAAUCAGACGACACCCCCUCCAAGGACGACGGAUCCUCAGAUUCUGAAGCCGACGACGCCUACGAUUCAGACAUGGGCGGCGAUGCCGUCGAUGGCUUCUUCAAGAAACUGUACGCCGGCGCGGACGACGACACGCGCCGCGCCAUGAUGAAAUCCUUCUACGAAAGUAAUGGCACGGCGCUGAGCACGAACUGGAAGGACGUGGGGGCGAGACACGUCGACGAGGUGAAGAGCAGUCAUGACUGA
Molecule: messenger RNA, 1497 nt
Organism: Cladophialophora carrionii CBS 160.54
Lineage: Eukaryota; Fungi; Ascomycota; Eurotiomycetes; Chaetothyriales; Herpotrichiellaceae
Exons: 1
Coding region: 1-1497 (498 amino acids)
Biological process (GO): protein stabilization
Molecular function (GO): protein-folding chaperone binding
Source: RefSeq, a predicted model, not a curated record